GCACAAACCCCUAUUUGUUUGGUCGGGGAGGACGAUUGCGCCCAAAGGGGAGGGAAGAAAAGCGGGUUGUCCGCGGAGCCGAUCGCGAGAGGGGGGCGCGCCGCCUGACCCCGGUGCCGGCGGCUGGGAUACGGUGGAGCGGGGUCGAUGGGGAACUCGCUGGGCUGCUCGGCGUCAGGGGAGCGGCUGGUGUCGGCCGCGAGGGACGGCGACCUGGUGGAGGCGCGGAUGCUUCUGGAGUUCAAUCCCAGCCUCGCCAAGUACUCCACGUUCCGCGGCCUCAACUCCCCCCUCCACUUCGCCGCUGCCAAGGGCCACAACGAGAUCGUCACGCUGCUGCUGGAGAACGGGGCCGACGUGAAUCUGAGAAACUAUUGCGGCCAAACAGCGUUGAUGCAAGCGUGCCGCUACGGACACUGGGAGGUGGUGCAGACUUUGCUCAUCUUCAGAAGCGUUGUGACAAGAGUGGACUAUUUGAGCGGUAGGACGGCGCUGCACUUUGCAGCCGUGGGGGGACAUGUGCGGUGCAUUAGGCUGUUGGUUGCAGAUUUCAUUCCGAGUGCUCCCUAUGAAGUGAUUGGUGGUGCGGGCAGCGAAAGCAGCUCGGAUUCUUCUUUGGACCGAAAACACGAUCAUGCGCUGACAAAGUUUAUAAACAAGCCUGCUGAUGGAGGUAUCACGGCUCUGCACAUGGCAGCCCUGAAUGGCUAUUUCGAUUGUGUGCAACUCUUACUCGAUUUAGGUGCCAAUGUCUCAGCAGUUACAUUUCAAUAUGGCACGUCUGCAAACUUGAUAGGAGCUGGAAGCACUCCUUUGCAUUAUGCAGCUUGUGGAGGGAAUUUGAAAUGUUGCCAGAUGCUUCUUGCCAGAGGUGCCAGCAGGUUGACAUUGAACUGCAACGGAUGGCUUCCAUAUGAUGUCGCAAGGAUAUGGCGACGUCGUUGCUUGGAGUCAUUACUGAAUCCCAAUUCUGAAUUGUCUUUACCUGUGUUUCCACUCUCAAAUUAUCUUUCCUUGCCACUUAUGAGCAUACUGAACAUAGCAAGGGAGUCUGGGUUACAGUCUUUAAUUGCCGUUGAUGAUAUUGAUCUCUGUGCUGUAUGCCUUGAAAGAGCCUGCAGUGUUGCUUCAGAAGGCUGUGGCCAUGAGCUCUGCAUACAGUGCGCACUCUAUCUUUGCUCGACAAGCAACACUCCAUCCGAAAUUGUGGGCCCACCUGGUUCAAUUCCAUGCCCUUUCUGCCGGCAUGGCAUAGUCUCUUUCGUCAAACUGCCCAGUACCCCUGCGAAAGGCUUCAAACCCAACCUAGCACUCAGCCUCUGCAACCCCUGCAUUCUACACCCUCGUGCUCUUGAUGUUCCUGUGGCGUGCAGAUCGGAGGUCCGCAGGAAUCGGGUGGCUGCUGUAUCGUCAGAGAUCAUCUGCCCUCUUACUUGCGCCCCAUUUACCUCGGGUGUCAUCCCCUCCUGCAACUGCGAUGACGACCCGUGCCCAUCGAAUGGAUCCCAGGGAGAAGUUCAAGCACAGUCGGCCCACUCUUCGCAUAUCACCUCAGAUGAGCUGGAAAAAAUGGAAGAGCAAAGGGCUGAUGCGAGCUGCUCAGGUAUGUUCUGGGGUCGAAGAAGCUGCCACCGAGAGCAUCAGUGCAAUUCGGAGAUCAAUGCCUGAGUUCUGCUUGCGAAUGUUUCAUCUAUCAGGUGGUACUAGUGGGAGAGAUGGCUAGCGGUGGGUGGGUUGGCUGGCUUCUCAACUGGAUUUUGCUCAUCCAUAUCAAACGACGGGGCUGAGUCUCUUGUAGUUAACGUGUACAUUGUUGUAUCGAUUCCACGGUUGCAAGAGUUCCUUAUACAGUUAUGUAAAAGUUCCCUAUCAAUGUCAUACAUUUGUGUGUACUA
Molecule: messenger RNA, 1895 nt
Organism: Musa acuminata AAA Group (dessert banana)
Lineage: Eukaryota; Viridiplantae; Streptophyta; Magnoliopsida; Zingiberales; Musaceae
Product: probable E3 ubiquitin-protein ligase XBOS33
Exons: 10
Coding region: 148-1668 (506 amino acids)
Molecular function (GO): protein binding
Source: RefSeq, a predicted model, not a curated record